AUGACGACCUACUCGACCGACCCAGCUCUGUACAUCUUCACCUCUCUCACCGCCGGCUCCUCGCAUAUCGUGACGGCGACAUCGCGGCUGGAAACUAUCUUGCGAGCCAAUAGAGUUCCCUUCAAGGCAGUUGACAUUGCGACAGAUGAAAAGGCACGUAUGCUUUGGGGCCGGAGGGCCGGUAAGGAUGAUGGAGGGCGCUUGAGGAAACUUCCUGGUUUGGUGCAGGAGGGACUGGUACUAGGUGACCUGGUUGAGAUUGAGGACUGGAACGAAUACGGCGAACUUAAGCAACACGUCAAAAUAUACUACGACGAACACACCAUCCCUAACAUCCACAAUAAACCUCCCGAGCCGCCGAAACCGCAAAGACCAGCUGCAAAACCAGCCGUGGCCAGCACCACUGCUGCUGCUUCGAAGGCUUCUCCAGCUCCGCCUGCACCACCGAUGCCAGAGUCCAAAGCAGCUACAGAUGCUACCACGAAACCCAAGGAUGGUCCUGUCGAGACGGGAAAACAGACUACACUUCCGAUGCGGUCUGUCGCCGACGAGGCUGCACAAAAGGCAAAGGAGAUGCGUCUCAAAACUCUGCGGGAGAAGGUCCACGGCAAGAAGGCAGAAGACAGCGGGUCGGAGUCUUCAAGCAAAACUAUUACAGCCAAGCCUGAAAAGGAAGCGGAAGAUAAAGACGGUGCCACAGAGGAGAAGCCGCAUGGUUUGCAGUCCCCUACUAGCGGUGCCUGGAAGCAUAAGUCUGGUGACGAUGCUCUUCGUGAGACGGUACAGAGUCCAACAAGUGGUAAAUGGCGGCCGAAGUCAGGGGACAUGAGCGGAGUAACUGCGCAUAAUCGGGCGGCCGUAACGGCUAGUGACGAGGAAAUAAAGAAGGCGGAGGAGGAAUUGAUAAUAAAGGAGGAUCCAGAGGAAGAAAAGGCCGCGGAAACUAAUAAGGGUUCAAAAGAGAAGGAGGUGGAAGAGGAUGAUGAUGACGAUGAAGAUGAGGAUAGCGAGGAAGAUGACGAUGAAGACGAGGAAGACGAUGAGGAUGAGGAAGAGGAGGAGGAAGAUGAUGACGACGAUGAAGAUGAGGAGGACGAAGACGAGGAGGAAGAGAACGAGAAGGAUGAAGCAAAAGAGACAAAGAAGGAGAAGACAGAGAAACCGGCGACUUAA
Pochonia chlamydosporia 170 is the source of this 1173-nucleotide messenger RNA. Its product is annotated as thioredoxin-like fold protein. The transcript has 2 exons. Gene Ontology annotation, cellular component: cytoplasm. The coding region runs from base 1 to 1173 and encodes 390 amino acids. The record is from RefSeq and is a predicted model, not a curated record. NCBI's taxonomy places the organism in Eukaryota, Fungi, Ascomycota, Sordariomycetes, Hypocreales, Clavicipitaceae.